CAAAAUUUAGAUCGCGGUCAGGAUUAUUACUAAUCUAUUCAAGAAACCAUUAAACGUUUAUGGAUUUAUAAGCCACAAUUAUUGUUCAUAUGGAACCGAUGUCGACGGCCAUAUCACCGCAAAUCCGCCUAGUCAGGGCCUGGGCAGACAAAUCCUAAGACGUAAUAUUCUACCAGUGUCUAGAGACGUCAUGCCUACUACACAAAGCGUCGCGUGGAGGAGGUUAACUAAGCCUAAUCUCAAUAACAUCAGGGUUGUAUGGGCAGACUUUCCUGAUAGCUCGGAGCAUUCUACCCCUCGCGUCACGAUAUGCCCUAUUCAAGGAAACCUUCGAACGCCAAACGACGCUAUGAAUGGUAACCAUUUUCGACAGAGUCUUAGCUGUCUCCGACUUCCACCAGGAGCCGUUUGUGAGAUCUCGCACACUCGAAAAAUCUGCCCUUCUAUGCCAUAUAUUGAUUUAGGUAACGGGAAGCUUCAAGAAUGUCAGCUUAUUGACCCGUUGGAUAAAAGCCGAGAGAAACAUAAGUUUGCUAUUCUUAUUAACUUCUCGUGCUACGGAGCGCAGGAUGAUCUGACUCGUCCUCUUGGUUUGGAUGUGUGUCGUACCCUACAGGGUAUCCCAUUUUUUAAUGGGACAUGAAGGGAUGAUUG
This is a messenger RNA of Emericellopsis atlantica, 654 nucleotides long. RefSeq lists its product as uncharacterized. The transcript has a single exon. Bases 191 to 643 code for a protein of 150 amino acids. NCBI's taxonomy places the organism in Eukaryota, Fungi, Ascomycota, Sordariomycetes, Hypocreales, Bionectriaceae. The record is from RefSeq and is a predicted model, not a curated record.